This is a messenger RNA of Cimex lectularius (bed bug), 5666 nucleotides long. It is a transcript of the gene Cad99C, whose product is annotated as cadherin-99C. Gene Ontology annotation, molecular function: calcium ion binding. Gene Ontology annotation, biological process: homophilic cell-cell adhesion. Gene Ontology annotation, cellular component: plasma membrane; cell-cell junction. The transcript has 29 exons. The record is from RefSeq and is a predicted model, not a curated record. Lineage: Eukaryota; Metazoa; Arthropoda; Insecta; Hemiptera; Cimicidae. Bases 310 to 4983 code for a protein of 1557 amino acids.
UCUCACUCAGUUUGUGCUCAACCUCCGACCCGUCUUCUUCUGUCCGCGUCACUCAGUGAUACCGGCUCCGUUCUCGCUUUUGUCAACACAGUGAACGAUUUUUCCGUUUUCUUUUUGGAUUCUUACAUGACAACACUUUUUGGAUUAUUCCCACUUCACAGACUACUUCAUGGUGCCACAGGAUUGUUAUCGUCUAGGUCAAUCAUGUUUCUAGCAAUGCAACGGUUAACCUAAAUCAUGAUGAUAAAGCUGUAGACUUUCACUCCACCAUCGCCUUCAUAUGUCGAGAAAGGAGUUCUCCCUAAGUUCAUGACAAUCAAUUGCCCAGACAUGUAUGCUGCAAAACUAGUCUUGCUGUUUUUCUUCGCUGUCCUCGGAAACGCCAAGGCUAAAGGACUGUGUGAGACUGAAAAUGGGCAACCUAGUCUUAUCUUCGACAUUGAAGAGAGUAGGGGAACAGAAAUCAGUCAAGAAACGAAACCGAGAGAGAUACCGAUAUACGGCGAUCCUUUUGCCGAUAUCCACCUGGACCUGAUUUUCCCGAAGAAAAAACAAAUGUUCAUACUGAACGGCAAGAAGCUACAGCUGCUUAGACCCCUCGACAGGGACAAGGACAAUUUAUCUCAUACUGUUUUCCAGUUGACGUGCACGGUGAGGACGACGGGGAAGAAAGUGACGAUCCCUGUCAUAAUGCGUGUGACUGAUGUUAACGACAACGCUCCUGUUUUCGAGAAAACCCCCUACGAGACGACAGUGUCCGAGUUGACUCCAGUGGGCACAACGGUUUUCCAAGGGCUGAAAGCCGUCGAUAUGGAUGCUGGGGUGAACGGUCUGGUGGAAUACCGUCUUGUGAAGGGUGACCCACCACAGGAAGAAAGGUUGCAGGUGGCGGACGGUGCGGACCACUUCGCGAUCAACCUGCCUCACCAGGGACAGAUCACCGUUAGCAAACCGCUUGACUACGAGAAAGUCCAACGAUACCUUUUGACUGUCAUCGCCACCGACAAGGCGAGAAAUCAAGGUGAGAGGUUCACAGCAACGACCACCAUGACCGUCAACGUCAAAGACGAAGACGACCUCGACCCUUCGUUCAUUUACCAGGGCUGUAUGUUGGUGGACGGAGCUUGCAUCAACCCCGAAUACUACGCAACGGUGAACAGCGGCGUGCUUGCCGGUGUCCUUUCCAUCACCCCCGAGAAGAUCCAAGCUGUCGACAUGGAUUCUCUCAACAAACCGAUAGUCUACAGCUUCCUCUCCGGCACCCCGAGCAACUACGCGGAUUUUUUCGAAAUUGACUCAUCGACGGGUAUCGUUCAGCAGAUUAAGCCUGUCGACACAAACACGGCCAAGCGUUUCGUCAUCAUCGUUAAGGCGACCGAGUUUUCAAAUUCAAAACGGUUUGCGACUGCAAAGUUGUUUAUAAAUGUCAAACCAGUGGACAGCAGUCCUCCUAUCAUCACUGCGACUGCAAAGGAGGGUUUUGUCGAUGAAAAUUCACCUGUUGGUACAAGAAUUUUAGAUGUUAAUAAAAUGCCCAUCAAGCUGACAGUUAGCGAUGCCGAUUUGGGCCAAGAUGAUCCGAAACCUCCAUAUGCAUUUGAACUUACUACAACAUUUUUUCAAGUAGACAGCAAUGGAAUUUUAGUAGUCGGUGAAGAGAAUUUGGACAGAGAUCCUCCAAGCCCUGGUGUCUUUAGGUUUCAGGUCGUAGCAAGGGAGAAGACUGGUGGCGGUGCCGCAAGCCCACCUUUGACACUCACUGUCAUUCUUAACGAUGUCAAUGACAAUGCUCCCAGGCUUCCGAUGUUCCAGCCAAUUUCUGUUCAAGCUGGUGACAACCAUAGGGAAAUAAUUAAAGUCACUGCGACUGACAACGAUUCAGGGGAAAAUGCGAUGCUUACUUACAGCAUAUACCAUGUUUCUAACAAUGGAAGGAACAAGUUCAGCAUCAACUCUCAAUCUGGAGUUUUAGACAGUGUUGGUAAGCUCAAUGCUGGGGAACAGUACAGCAUCACCGUCCAAGCUACUGACUCUGGAGGUAAAGCCGGCCAGACAAUAGUGGAGGUCAAUGUUGUUCCUGGUCCUAACACAAGAAGCCCUGUUUUUGAUCAUUCUGUUUAUGAAGUUACCGUUAGUGAAGGUGCAGCGAUCAAUUCAACAGUGGCAACUAUCACCGCAAGUGAUCCUGAAAACGAAGAAGUAAUGUACUCCAUAAUUUCUGGAAAUGAUCUUAGACAAUUUGCAAUCAACGAUAGAUCUGGUGUGAUAAGCGUUAUAAGAAAACUAGACAGAGAAGAUCUGACAAGAUACCAAUUGUUAAUAAAAGCUGAGGAUGAAGGUGGCCUAUCCAGCACAGCAACAGUAAACAUCAGGGUCAGCGAUAUAAACGAUAAAAACCCUGAAUUUGUAAAUUUACCGUAUGAAUUUUCCGUGAAAGAAGGAUUAGUCGGGAUCCAUGUAGGAAAAGUCAAAGCCAAUGAUGCCGAUGAAGGUAUUAAUUCAAAUGUGACUUAUUCACUACCGUUGGACGUACCAUUUACAAUAAAUCCACAAAAUGGAGAUGUGAUGACGAGUACUUCAUUAGAUUAUGAAAAGGAAAAGGAAUAUAAAUUUGUUGUUACGGCGAUGGAUGGGGCGCCAGAUCCCAGGAUAGCGACAGCUACUGUGACAAUUCAUGUCUUAGACACAGAAGAUGAACUUCCAAUUUUUCAUAACCCAUUAUACAAAGCUGAAGUUCCGGAGAACAUGCCAAACUAUACAGUUACCCAAGUCAAAGCAGAUGAUCCAGAUACGACCAAGCAAAUAACAUACACGAUCAAGCAAGGUCCAAACGACAUGUUCAAAAUCGACCCUGUGUCGGGUGUCAUUAAAACCAUCAAAGGUAUUGAUUAUGAACUGGAGAGCCAAUAUAUCCUGAUCGUUGGCACUUUGGAGAAUAACACAACUAAACCAGGAUCGACAACAAAAGUGGUCGUAAACAUUGUGGAUGUUAAUGACAUUCCCCCUGUAUUUUUAACUAUACCUACACCAAUAACCCUUGAUGAUAAUGUCAAGAUCGGUACCAAAGUUACAACCCUGAUGGCAACAGAUUCCGAUGGAACAUCGCCAGGGAACAAAGUACGGUAUGAAAUUGUUGGAAGGAAUAAAGCCCUAAAGUACUUUCACAUUGAUUCUGAUCUUGGGGAGGUGACUGUGAGAGAUGAUCUCAGUAAAGAAACAGAUGACCAAUACCAGGUUGAUGUCAAAGCUUAUGACUUGGGAGACCCACAGUUAUCCUCAAUCACAUCAGUGACUAUUUUCGUUCGUCAUAUUGCCCAAGUACAUCCAGAUGUAGUUAUCGGUUUCUCUGAGGAUUCAUACACUGUUGAAUUGCCUGAAGAUGCCCCAGAACAGACAUUGAUUAAGACAUUCACUGUGCUCAACGAUAGACCUAAAAACCAACAUAUUCCAAUCAAAUGUACCAUUCAGUCUGGUGAUGAAGCAGGCAUCUUCAGCACUAAUGUAACUGGCGAAAAGAACUGUGAGUUGAGAUUGGCACAAGGGAAACUUGAUCAUGAAAUCACAUCUGAGUACAUUCUUAAACUGAGACUUGACACGUUAGCUGAUUAUGUCAGUCAGGAGAACAGAAGUACCACAACUGUAAAAGUUCAGGUUAUUGACAUCAACGACAACUCACCGCACUUUGUUUACCCAUCAUACUCAAAGCUAUUCAAGAAAGAAAAAUAUUUUGGAGCUAUUGCCAAAGACAAGAAAGAAGUGCGAACGGUAUUGCAAGUCAAGGCUGAAGACAAAGAUAGCGGAAAGUUGGGCAUGAUGGAAUACAGGAUAGUACCGGAUGAUAAAGGAAUGUCGGAAUACUUUAGUAUAGAACCUCUAACGGGAAACAUUAAGACAAAGCGAUCAAUUGACAGCAUUCUUCCAGAAUCUCUCCCUAUUCGUUUGACAAUAGAAGCCAAAGACAACCCUCAAGGUGUAUCCAAUACCGCAACUACUGAAGUUGUGAUAAACGUCAUUGAAGAUGCAGACAGAAUCAUUAUGGCUAUUAAAGAUCUAUCUGCAGAUAAAGUUCAGCACAAGGAGGAUUCAGUAGUUGAUCUUUUAGAGCAAAGGACAGGUCUCAUUAUUGGUUUGGAGAAGCUCUCACCGCUUGAAUCAACGAAGGACAAUAUAACACUGAACACCGACACUACAGGAACUGAUGUCUGGUUCUAUGCCAUCGAUCCCCAAACAGAAAAAAUUCUUCCAAGAAACAGCACACUUGUUGAAAAAACUGUAUUCUCAGAAGAUGUCAUCGCUAACGUUACCGCUGAGUUGUCAACUGAUAUCGGAGGACAAGUUGUGAGUCUGCAUGGUCCACUGAAAGUGAGAGUUGUGAGGACAGCAGUCGUAGCAGUUCAGUGGGAUGUCUUCCCAUAUGCUGUUAUACUGAUUGCAGCUCUUAUUCUAGUCUUAGGAUCUGCUGGAAUUGUUUACAUUUGUAUAUCUUGGUCCAGGUACAAAGCAUACAAGGAAAGAAUGCAAAGGAUGUACGUGAUGCCAAGAUAUGAUCCUGUCUUUGUUGAGCCUAACCUUAAAGAAUAUGAAACACAGGUUUUACAAAUGAGUGUGCCAAUGGAUGACAGUGACAGUUAUCAUGAUCUCCAGUUAGAUUUUAGUAGAAAAAACCAUGCAUUUUCAUUAGAUAAUGUAAGCUACAUAACAAAAGACCAUGGAGAAGGAGGACAAAGUCCAGUAAGCUCGGAAGCUGCUACAACAGCACGAGCUUCAAGCAUUGGUCGACACAAUAACAUUAAUAACAACAACAUCCAUGACCACUCAGGUGGCAACAUUAAUCCUGUUUAUGAUAGAUCUGAUGAUGAAGCGGGUCACAAUACUAGUCCAACUAAUGAAAAUGUCACAUUCCGAGAGAAGAAAGAUUACUCCCACCUGGGAUUCAACUACCUGAUGGACAGGUCACCGAUUGAAACGACCACAGAGCUGUAGGACACAAUUAUAUAACUAUCAAUCAAUGUAUAAAAAUAAACUCUCAGCGGACUUGAGGGAUCAAUUAGGAUAAAACUGAGGCAUUGCUUCAACCUUUUGAUGUGCCACCGAAAAAGACUUAUUUAACGAAAUCAACAAUGUAAUAGAACAUGUUUGUUGUGAAUUUUUAUAAUUUAUGUGCCUUUGGACACUUUUAGAAUGAAUGUUUCAUUUAGAUGUAUUAAUUUAAGUUUUAAAUUUAAUAAUGUUGUAAUUUAAAAAGAAACUGUAAAACAAAUGUAAGUCAUUAUUUUUGUAUAUUUUUUUUAACCUAGCUCUAAUUGUUCUCUUUUGUACUUUGUUUAUUGUUAAUAUGUUUAUGACUGUCUGCAUCCUUGUACAUUUAAGUUCUAAGAAGGAUGUCGCUACAUUUUAUUCAUUUUAAUUUUUCAUCUAUGAAUAAGCAUUUGUUUAUACACUUGAGUUGCUGGUCAUCCAACUUUUUUUUAAUCAACGAAUUUGUUUUAAUUUAAUUUUUUUUUUUAUAACUUAACAUAAUUGUAUUUUUUUAAAGUUGUAAAAUACUAUGUACUUAAUAUUGGAUGUGUGCAAUGUGAAAAUAUAAAUAUUAUUGUUGUUAUUGUGUAGAAAUAAUGAAAUAUAUAGUUCCGCUUCUAUUCAGCGGCUCCAGUGCUCAAAAAAUA